Molecule: messenger RNA, 1218 nt
Organism: Maudiozyma saulgeensis
Lineage: Eukaryota; Fungi; Ascomycota; Saccharomycetes; Saccharomycetales; Saccharomycetaceae
Source: the annotation of a GenBank genome assembly
AUGUCCUAUGAAGAUGUCUUACAUCGUGGGGACGAUUUUUUGAACCAAUAUCCUCGAAGAAGUAGAGCCUGGAGAUUUUUCUCAUAUAGUACAUCUGUCUUUGUGAUCGGUGUUUCAAAAUUGAUCAUUAAGACUUUUUACUCCGUAAAACUUAAUAAUUAUGAGAAUUUAACCUUGGCCAGACAAAGGUCUCAAAAUGAAAACAGAGGACUCAUGACUGUGAUGAAUCACAUGUCAACAGUCGAUGAUCCGUUCAUUUGGGCUACAUUACCAAUGUCUAUUUAUUCCUCAUUAACCAAUAUGAGAUGGUGCCUGGGAGCACACAAUAUUUGUUUUGCAGGUAGAAUCAAAUCUAUGUUUUUCUCUGCUGGUCAGGUACUUUCAACCGAGAGAUUUGGUGCAGGCCCAUUUCAAGGUGCUAUUGAUGCAUCUAUUAGAUUACUAAGUCCUGAUAAUACAAUCCCUUAUACUCAAACUAGAAACUUAAAUGGAACUAUUAGUAAAUAUUUACCUCCAAUAGUAAGGGAGAAGCCUUCUUGGGUUCAUGUUUAUCCUGAAGGAUUUGUAUUACAAUUACAUCCACCAUUUCAAAAUUCGAUGAGAUAUUUCAAAUGGGGGAUCACCAGAAUGAUCCUUGAGGCUACCAGACCACCAAUUGUUUUACCUAUUUUUACUACCGGGUUUGAAAACAUUUUGCCAGAAGAUGAAUCUAAAUCAGGAUUCAAACAAUUUAUCCAUAGUAUUGGUACUAAAAUUAACGUUUCGUUCGGGAAGCCUCUAGAUGACACCAUUGUUGAUAGUUAUAGAGAAGAAUGGAAUAAUUUGGUUCAAAAGUAUAGGAGACCCGGAGAAACCGAUCUAAACGAUGAAUUAAAGUUUGGUCCAGAAGCACAAGACAUUAGAAGUAGAUUGGCCGGCGAAUUAAGAUCUGCUGUUGCUAAUAUUCGUUCCGAACAACCUGAUUUACCAGAAGAGGAUCCUAGAUUUAAAAAUCCAUCAUGGUGGAAACGUUAUACACAAACUGAAGGCCAAUCAGAUCCAGAAGUGAGAUUCAUUGGCCAAAACUGGGCUAUCAGAAGAUUGCAAAAAUUUUUGAAUAUCGAACCAGCUGGAAAAGUCGAUAAAACAGAUCCAACUUUAAAUAAGGAAAAGGAACAAGAAACUAGUGCAACCUUAAGUCCGAAAUCUAAAUCUGAUUUUAAUAAAAAGAAUAACUAG